UGCCUUUACAGAUCACGCUCGCCUCCCUCUCUCUGUGUGUUCCUUUUCAAAAUCCUUAAUAACAGUUACCAUUUCUUCUUUGAUGAGUUAAAAAUGGCAGAAGAAGAAGAAUACCCUGACGUAGAGCUCAGUGACAAGCAAAAGAAAGAGAUCGCCAAAUGGUUCCUUCUCAACGCUCCCGCCGGUGAAAUCCAAUACAUCGCUAAAGAUUUGAAAUCGGUUUUGAAUGACGAUACAGUUUAUAACGAAGCGGCUGAAGAGGCAUUCCCUUCCUACAACAAAUCUCACUUGAUUUGCCUCUUAUUACCUAAUAGAAGCGGAGAUUUGCUGGUUACAGCUUAUAAUGAGCUUGAUAAAAAUGAGUAUCUUGAUCCUAGAACUGCUCAGGUUGCAACUGUUGACCAUGUUAAGCAAGUUUGUACAGACGUAAGACCUGCAACUGAUGAGGAACUUCCUUCGCCUUAUGUUGAGGAAUACCGUUAUAUUCUGGAUGCUGAAAUACUCAAAUAUGUUGCUGAAGCUUAUCCAAAGGGAGUGUGUGCUGUGUACUGUACUAAUGGCAAAGAUUUGGAGGGACCAGGAUCUGAAUUUGAGCUUGUGGUGGUGAUUUCCGCUGUUAAACAGAGCCCAAAGAAUUUCUGCAACGGAAGUUGGCGCUCAGUAUGGAACAUCGAGUUCAAGGAUGAUGUACAAAUGCUGGGAAUAAAAGGCAAGAUACAGGUAGCAGCUCAUUAUUUUGAAGAGGGAAAUGUUCAGUUGGAUGCAAAACAUGAAUGCAAAGACGAAACAAUUUUCCAGGCCCCAGAUGAUUGUGCAUUAUCCGUGGCCAACAUUAUUCGCCACCAUGAGGCAGAAUACCUAGCAUCCCUUGAGGCUUCCUAUUCAAAUCUGCCAGAUACCACCUUCAAGGAUCUGCGGAGGAAACUUCCAGUUACUCGCACCCUGUUCCCAUGGCAUAACACUAUGCAAUUCAGUCUGACAAGAGAUAUCCAAAAGGAACUGGGACUUGAAAAAUGAGUGAUACAGCAUUUAAAAUAUAUAACUCAAUGACCAUAAAGUUGCAUGAGAUUUCACAUAUCAGUCCAUUUGUAACUUAAGACCGACGUGAAUUGGAAAGCGAGUAAUAGUUUGACAAGAGUACACACUGCAUUGCCUGAUUUGUAAAAGAGAUGGUGAGACCGUGACAUAUUGGUCCGUUUGUGCACCGGGCAUAAAUUCUUCAGAGUUAUUUGCUUUAGGUGUUCCUAUUGUUACCUGUCCUUUGAUUAUAGUCAUUUUGCUUCUUGCCGUGUAAUCGUUCUUUCCCCUCAGAGUUCCUCUCAGUUUUGGUUUGUACCAUGUAGGCCUGUACUAUUCCUUCAAGUCAUGUAUAGCCGUGUUGUUAAUGAUAAAUUUUCUUUCUUCUUGUGGUAUUAUAUGGAAAA
Jatropha curcas is the source of this 1424-nucleotide messenger RNA. It is a transcript of the gene CPA, whose product is annotated as Subunits of heterodimeric actin filament capping protein Capz superfamily. NCBI's taxonomy places the organism in Eukaryota, Viridiplantae, Streptophyta, Magnoliopsida, Malpighiales, Euphorbiaceae. Gene Ontology annotation, molecular function: actin filament binding. The record is from RefSeq and is a predicted model, not a curated record. Gene Ontology annotation, biological process: barbed-end actin filament capping; actin cytoskeleton organization. Gene Ontology annotation, cellular component: cortical cytoskeleton; F-actin capping protein complex.